This is a messenger RNA of Coccinella septempunctata (seven-spotted ladybird), 2448 nucleotides long. RefSeq names its product zinc finger autosomal protein-like. The record is from RefSeq and is a predicted model, not a curated record. Bases 201 to 2042 code for a protein of 613 amino acids. The transcript is spliced from 3 exons. Lineage: Eukaryota; Metazoa; Arthropoda; Insecta; Coleoptera; Coccinellidae. Gene Ontology annotation, cellular component: nucleus. Gene Ontology annotation, biological process: regulation of gene expression.
UAUACUAUUAGGUCUAUGCUUUUAACCUCUCAUCAUACGGAUAUAAACAACGUAAAAAAUCAUCGUUUUCAACAAAAUGAAAGGAUUUUAUUUCCAGGAAAAGCGUAUAACCAGUAUUGAAGAACUUUAAAUUAAAUAGAGUGUUUACCGAUUUUAUAAUUCAUCAUUUAAAUCCAGAUCUACACCUACCAAAAAUAGAUAUGGGUGAACAUUGUAUUGUUAUUGAAGAUGCUGAUAUUGAUGAAGUGAAGUUAGAAGAAAAACCAGAGAUCAUAGACAUAUGCGAACACUUCAUAGAUGAAGAAGGAGUUUACGAUAGAGAAGAAUUUGUAAUAAAGAACGAAGGAAGUUGCACGAAUUUCUCAAAUGUAGAAGUUGAUGCAAAUCAGUCAACUGCCUUUUUCAACAAAAAAAUCUCUCAAGUAUUUGAUCCCACGACCAUCAAAUCUGAACCGGUUCACUUGGACCAGUGUGAAUUUCCUAAAUGUCACUUGGUUGGUGCAAGGGAAGAAAAAUAUCUUGAUGAACCCAUACAAUAUGAACAUACCGAUCAUACAUACUGUAGUAAAUAUGACGAGAAAUGUCAUGUCAAAUCAGAAAUCUUAGAAUUUGUCGAACAAUUUAUAGACAAUGAAGGAGUUCAUGACAGAGAAGAAUAUAUAAUUGAGAAUGAAAAAAUGAACUCAAAUUCCCUACUUAUUGAAGACAAUUCAAAUCAAUCACCUGCCUCUUUUAACGAAGAAAUGCCUCCAGUAUUAGCAACAGGCAUAAAAUCUGAUAUGUUUAACUUAGGAGUUUUGGACACUUGUGAACAAUUUAUAGACGAAGAAGGUGUUCACGAUAGAGAAGAAUAUAUAAUUGAAAAUGAAAAAAUUAACCCAAACUCCCUAAUUAGAGAAGGUGAUGCAAAUCAAUCACCUGCCUUUUUUACCAAAGAAACGCCUCAAAUAUUUGAUAUAGAGAAUGAUGAAGCUCUUCCUGUGACUAUCAACAAUCAAGAGUGUCAUAUGUGUGAUUUUGAGACCAAUGAUGAAAAAGACCUUGCGUUACAUAUCAAAUCUGUUCAUUCGAAUAUUAAGUGUCAUUUAUGUGAGUAUGUUACUAGCAGAAAAAGGGACUUUCUAAUGCAUGUCGAGCAUGUUCAUCUGGAUAGAGGGAAGAAACAAGAAUGUUACAUUUCUGGAUGUGCUGCACAUUUGGAAACAACCCUUAAUCUUCACAUGAAAUCUGUUCAUUUGAAAACUAAGGAACACAAGUGUCACUUAUGUGAAUAUGCUUCAAGUGAAAAAAAUGUUCUUGAAAAACAUAUAAUAUCAGUUCAUUUGAAAAUUAAGGAUCACAAAUGCAACUUAUGUGAAUAUGCUUCAAGUGAAAAAAAUGUUCUUGAAAAACAUAUAAAAUCAGUUCAUUUGAAAAUUAAGGAACACAAAUGCAACUUAUGUGAAUAUGCUGCGAGUAAAAAACAGACUCUUCAAAGGCAUUUUGACACUGUUCAUUUGAAAAUUAAGACGCACAGGUGUCACUUAUGUGAAUAUGCUGGGAGUGUUAAAGAGGCCCUUGAAAGACAUAUAAAAUCAGUUCAUUUGAAAAUUAAGAAACACAAAUGCAACUUAUGUGAAUAUGCUGCGAGUGAAAAAGAUACUCUUCGAAGGCAUUUUGACUCUGUUCAUUUGGAUAUUAAAAAACACAAAUGUCACUUAUGUGAAUUUGCUACGAGUGCAAAACAGACACUUGAUAGUCACGUGAAAUCUGUUCAUUUGAAAAUUAAGACGCACUGGUGUCACUUAUGUGAAUAUGCUUCAAGUGAAAAAAAUGUUCUUGGAAAACAUAUAAAAUCAGUUCAUUUGAAAAUUAAGGAACACAAAUGCAACUUAUGUGAAUAUGCUGGGAGUGCUAAGCGUGACCUUGAAAGACAUAUAAAAUCAGUUCAUUUUAAAAUUAAGGAACACAAAUGCAACUUAUGUGAAUAUGCUGCGAGUAAAAAACAUACUCUUCGAAGGCAUUUUGACACUGUUCAUUUGAAAAUUAAGGAACACAAAUGAUAAAAGUAUUAUCCAGCGACAUGUCAACUCUGUUCAUAUGAAUAUUAAGAAAUACAAAUGUCACUUAUGUGAAUAUGGUUCGAGUGUUAAGAAUAGACUUGAGUAUCACGUGAAAUAUGUUCAUUUGAAAAUUAGGGAUUAGGCAACACAAGUGUCAUCUGUGUGAGUAUGCUGCAAGUACAAAAAAUGUCCUCAAAAAACAUUUUUACUCUAUUCAUUUGAACAUCAACGAGAUAUUAAUGUCACUCAUGUGAAUAUGAAUAAUUCAUUGGAAAACUGGUAACAGGUGGGGACAUGUUACAAGCAUAAACGAUACUUAAAUAGUCGUGGAAAAUCUGUCCAUUCAAAUAGCAAGUAACAAUUUUCAGUAAUGAACUAUACUGUAAAUAUAUGAGGUUAUUUUUAA